CAAUUCGUCCACUUCAUGGAGCAACUAUGGUAGAUCUAGACUCUAAACUACUGGUAUGGGGUGGUUUGGAUCUUAAAUGCUAUGAGUGCAGAGAUGAUAUGCUUGUCAUCGAAGAAUUGCCUCGACAGAGAAGAAGUGGUGCUCUGCCUCACUUCGAUGUGACUUGGGUUCAGACUGCAGAUGCACAAACAACAUCUCGGAUGGGUUUAGAGUGUAAAAAUCAGACGGGAGCUAUACCAUCUGGCAGAGGUGGACAUUCCAUGACUAAAAUACCAGGAUCAAACAAAGUGUUUCUUUUUGGUGGCUACUCAAUCAACAGAAACAAUAGUAUUGCCCGAUGGCAAAAAUCUUGCAAUGAUGGCAGACUGUACAUUCUAGAUACAGACUCAUAUGAAUGGAAAAAUGUGAAAGUACCCUUGAUCCAGGCCCGUGCAUUCCACAGUACAAACAUAUUGGAAAUAGAUGACAAAUUUGUGAUGCCAAUAAUUGGCGGAGUAAUAUUCAUUGAAGGAGCACCUACAUAUCGAGAAUCACUCAAUGAAAUAACAAUUGUGAGCAUGAACAAACAACUUAAACAAUUCUCCUUGUCAGAGAUCUCUCUUUUGCCUGGGUCACCUGAAACAUCUAGUACAUACCUAUCCUCCCAUGCAUCUGUGGUACAUAAUGGAAGUGUAAUAGUAGUUGGCGGGGUUCAAGAUUUGGAGAGAGAAAUCAAGAAGGGCAUAGCACCCAAGGCUAGUGCUAGGGCAUUCUUUUUUAACUUCAAAUUGAACACCUACCAACUUCUUCCCAAAACUUUUCAUGCUGAAUCUAUAUUUUCUACGUAUGGACUAACAGUUCAUAAUUUGGUUGGCGAUGACACCAUACUUGUCUUAGGUGGGUCAUCUCGACAAAUCUCACUGCUUUCUGACCGUAGCUAUGAACCUCAAGAGUGUGACUAUGUACCAUGCACAAUUGCAGAUUCACCACAUUCAGGUGACCCAACAUGGAUUCAAUGUGACAGAUGUCAUAAGUGGUUGCACACAACUUGCAUUAAGCUGAAACAAAUUCCAGAAGGGAAGUACUUUUGUACCAACUGUAAGCGAUAAAGCUUUGGAGUUGAUGUGUUCCCUUUAUGUACAUGUUCCAAUUGUACACUUACAAUAAGAAUGAAUAUUGAUGAUUAAGAGGAUCUAAAUGAUUGCAAACCUAAAUAAUCAUGAACAUGUAAUCAUGAAGUAAACAUUCUUUGUACAUUGCCAUUUAUCUGAAAGGCACUUUGAAAUAAAAUGUUUGAGACGUAUAAAUAAAUAACAUUUGCUCAUUAUAAGCUGCAUCAACUGAGUUAAACAAUAUUGAGACAGGAGAAAUUUAUUCAUAUUUGUUGUAUGGAAAAAUAAACACAUGGUCCACCUUGGUGUAGGUAAUCAAUUUUACAGUGGAUUUUUAUAUACAAAGCUAUGUACAUGCAGUGGGUAGUUGCAUACGGUAAGUAAUACUACAUAUAAUACGUAUAUAAAUCCAAUCUCAAUGGAUCAAAAAAUCAUGACUUUUCCUGUUCAAAAUGGCAUAUAUUGUUACAACAGUAGAAUAUAAUGAUUAUCCAGAGCUAAUUGCCUUAAUGUUCCUGCUCUUUGAUCCAAUAUCGGCCUCCUAACAUGUAUGUCUAAGUUAAAAAUGAAAUUUUGAAUACCAGGGUAGUUUCACAAAGAUCUGCUGGCACCGAUAAUUUAUGCUGAAUCAAUUAUCCGACUAAAAGUAAAAAAAACAAAUGCUUCUGAGUACUGUGGCCCGUUGCAAAAAGACUUGCACUUUUAUCUUGUAGUGGACAGUUAACGACUUAAAUCCCAAAAUUUACAAAAUUUCUUCUCGGGGGGGGGGGGGGGGGGGGGGGCUA
Messenger RNA from Lytechinus pictus (painted urchin), 1876 nucleotides. RefSeq lists its product as uncharacterized. The record is from RefSeq and is a predicted model, not a curated record. Gene Ontology annotation, molecular function: protein binding. The coding region runs from base 27 to 1088 and encodes 353 amino acids. The transcript has 2 exons. Lineage: Eukaryota; Metazoa; Echinodermata; Echinoidea; Temnopleuroida; Toxopneustidae.